Messenger RNA from Eptesicus fuscus (big brown bat), 1731 nucleotides. Its product is annotated as polyadenylate-binding protein-interacting protein 1. Gene Ontology annotation, molecular function: zinc ion binding; protein binding; RNA binding. The record is from RefSeq and is a predicted model, not a curated record. NCBI's taxonomy places the organism in Eukaryota, Metazoa, Chordata, Mammalia, Chiroptera, Vespertilionidae.
AUGGCGUUGGCCACCACCAGCAAGAAGAUGCGGGAGGAGGCCACUUGUGCCAUCUGCCUGUAGCUGAUGGCCGAGCCCGUGAGCAUCAGCUGCGGCCACAGCUACUGCCAGGCCUGCCUCCUGAGCCUCAUGGGCCCGGCCUCCUCACCACGGAGCCAUCAGGACACGGAGACCUUCUCCUGCCCCCAGUGCCGGACUCCCUUCCAGAGAGGCAGCCUGAGGCCCAGCAAGCAGCUGGGCAGCCUCAUCGCUGCCCUCCAGGAGCUGGAGCUGGAGGAGGAGCAGGAGCAGGAGCAGGAGCAGGAGCAGGAGCUGUCCUGCCAGGAGCACGGGGAGCGGCUGCACCUCUUCUGCGAGGACGAGGGCCAGCUCAUCUGCUGGCGCUGCGAGCGCGACCCGAGGCACAAGGGUCACGCCACGGCGCUCGUGGAGGACGUGGGCCCCGGCUACAGGGAUAAGCUCCAGGAAGCGGUGAGGAAACUGAGGCAACUGGAAGAGGAAUGCGUCAGCCAGAAAGCGUUCACGGUGAAGCAGAUAGCCGAGUGGAAUGAGAAGAUAGAGGCUCAGAGACAGAAAGUCCAGGCGGACUUCCAGAAUCUGCACAGCUUCCUGAGGGAGGAGGAGAGGGCGUACCUGUGGAGACUGGAGAGCGAGAAAGAGCACACACUGUGGAGACUGAGGGACCGUGAGGCCAAACUGGUGCAGCAGAACCGGGAGCUGGAGAGUCGCAUCCUGGAGCUGGAGGAGCGAUGCCAGAGCUCUGCCCAGAAGGUGCUGCAGGACGUGAAGGGUGCCCUGAGCAGGAGCCAGGCUGUGCGGCUGGAGACCCCAGAGGUCAUCUCCUUGGAGGUUCAGACCGAGUGCGAGGUCCCCGAGCUCUACUUUGACCUGAGGAAACGGUUGAGGAGCCAUCAAGGACCCUGCAAGGAUGGUCUCCCUCUGUCUCUAUUUGUUUGGGAUUUCUUGAACCACCUGACAGAGCUGCCUGGCAAUUGUAAAACUGACAUGGAACAGUUUGCAGAGACCCUGAGUGGCCGGGUCACCACGGACGAGGCUUUGCAAGAACUUGUGGACCUCACCUAUGAACAGGUCACGUCCGUGCCAAAGUUCCGCAGUGUGGGAGCUCACCUGUGUAAUUACCUGUCCCGUCACCUGACCGUUACCUCACAGAGGGGCAGCUUCUGCCAAAUGUUCUUUCAAAGAUGUCAGACUGAAUGUGCUUCUAUAGAUCAAGCUGUUGAGGGUGAUGAAGCAGCUCGGAAACGAUUCCAUGGGUUCGUGCUCUUUCUGGGAGAACUUUAUCUUCUGCUGAAGAUCGAAGGGCCCAAAGCACAGGUUCGAGCAUUUGCUCUUCGGGGGCUUUUGGAAGCCCUCCUCUCCAACCCUGUGGACAAUAACCUAGUUUGUGCAGUACAUUUACUGGAGUUGACAGGACCCGCGCUGGAAGAUGCCUUGAAGGAUCAAGGAAAGACAGACAUGGACACAGUUAUCCAGAGGAUUGCAAACAUCGCCCUGGACAUGCCCUGCAGUCCAGAUGUGAGGCAGAUGCUCUUGAAGCUCGUAGAGCUCCGGUGCAGUAACUGGGGGAGAGUCCCUGUCACCUCCACAUCAAGAGAAGCAGCACCUGAGAAUGAUCCCAGAUGUUUUAUGUCUGAACCACCAAUGGGUCCAGAUGAUGGUGCUCCUCUCACUGCAGCUGAUCCUGAUGACCACGGUUCCUGUCAGGAGUGA